AUCAUUGUCCAUCAUGCUUGACCAAUUGGGUUAAAUCCCACGUGGCCUUCUAUGUGCCUUUGCUUUAUCUUUCAGUGCGGCGUGGUCGGUUCCAUUCCCGCAUCUUCCUUUUCCAAGCUGCGGACUUAGCGUCUUCACCAAAUUUUAUUCUUUGCUAUCAAAGCAAAGCCAAGUUUGGAACCUCGUUAUAUACUAUAGUUCUACCUCAGCAUCAAAAGCAAGAUACUAGGAGUUUCAUUGUUAAAGGUGGAAGAGAAGUGCUACCAACAAAAAGCCAAAAGAAAACAUUCAACACUGGAAAACAAACAACAACAAUGAGAGAAAUAAGAUGAUUAAUAGUCCAAAAGAAGCAGAAUUUCCUUUGAAACUGGAAGGUCUUUCAAGUGAACAUCAUGAAAAAGCAAAGGCUUCAUCAUCAAGUUCAUCACAAUGGCUAAAACUGAAGGAUCCAAGGAUAGUGCGUGUAUCAAGAGCCUUUGGAGGAAAAGACAGGCAUAGCAAGGUAUGCACAAUAAGAGGACUAAGAGAUAGGAGGGUAAGGCUUUCUGUUCCCACAGCCAUUCACCUUUAUGAUCUUCAAGAUAGGCUAGGGCUCAAUCAACCAAGCAAAGUUGUUGAUUGGUUACUUAAUGCAGCUAAGCAUGAAAUUGAUGAACUACCACCUUUGCCAAUACCUCCAGGGAACUUCACUUUCGGUUAUCCAUCUUUUGGUACUAAUUCUAAUGAAGUUAGCACCACCCCAAGUGAAGGUUCAUGCCAAAAUACUAUCUGGAAGUCAAAACCUAAAGAAGUUUCAAGAGAAAUGGUUACUGAUAAACAAAGUUGGAUAAGAAGAAAUGAAGAGGAUGAUAAACAAGGAAGCAAUAAUGAUUGUCUUGGUUCACAUGUUAUGCCAAAUAAUUAUCUUUUACCAAAAGCAAAUCAUCCUUCUUUCUUAGGCUUGUUCAACACUAUGCCACUUGGUUACCAUUGGGAGCCUAACUCAGCUGAAGUUCCUCAUUUGGCAAACCAUGGAUUUGUAAACCAAACAGAUAUACACAACAUUAAUGGUGUGCCUUUCCCAUCAACAUUGUCUUUAUCAACUGGGAGUACUUCUCAGAUAUACACAGCAACACAGUCAUAUUUUCCUUCACAGGUUGCAGCAAUUGAGAUGGAUCCAAGACAAAUUAAUCACUAUCAGAUGCUGAGUUCAAGUUCUCAAAAUCUCUUGACUAAUUCUCUCAAUCCAUCUCAACAUCUCAUGAAUCAAUCAGGGAAACACUUCAACUUGGGUAGGAUGAUGACUCCUAAACUUUUCCAUUCACCAAACAGCAGUGAAAGCCAUUCCCAUAAAGAUCAGGAUUUUCCUUCCAAGUGAUCAUACACAAAUAAUACAAAGGUUAUUAUCUAAAUUCUCCUCCUCACAAAACAUGCAUGGAUCAUGAGGACUGUGAGAAGAGUUCACUAGUUACAAUGAUAUUGUACGUUGUGGGGUUUGAAUAAUCAUUCAGUUUUUGUUAAUUCAUGUUUGAUUUUAUGCUUUUUCCUGCUUUUAUAGGUAUAAACCUUGAAUUUUCCAUUCAGUAUGAAUCUAUAUGCCAUGCAAAGUGCUACAAAGAAUGCCAUGAAUCUAUCCGGAUGUUGGAAUUAAAUUUAUAUUUUGAUAGUGCCUCUGGGAUUUAUUUGCUGAACAUCUUAUGUGUUUGAAUAAGAAAGGAUUCUC
Gastrolobium bilobum is the source of this 1702-nucleotide messenger RNA. RefSeq names its product transcription factor TCP13. NCBI's taxonomy places the organism in Eukaryota, Viridiplantae, Streptophyta, Magnoliopsida, Fabales, Fabaceae. The transcript has 2 exons. Gene Ontology annotation, molecular function: DNA-binding transcription factor activity; sequence-specific DNA binding. The record is from RefSeq and is a predicted model, not a curated record. Bases 329 to 1357 code for a protein of 342 amino acids. Gene Ontology annotation, cellular component: nucleus.